This is a messenger RNA of Nipponia nippon (crested ibis), 1758 nucleotides long. NCBI's taxonomy places the organism in Eukaryota, Metazoa, Chordata, Aves, Pelecaniformes, Threskiornithidae. The record is from RefSeq and is a predicted model, not a curated record.
AUGGCAUUCCCUGUGGAUAUGUUGAACAGUCAUGAGGACUUGGAGAGCUCUGCAGAAGACUACUUGUCUGACCUUCGGUGUGGGGAUCCAAAUUGUCCUGAAUUCUUGUCCCUGCCAGACCACGGCAAAAUUCCUAUUAGCUUGUCAACUGUGGGCUUCGUUCCUCUUUAUGGUGGAGAGCAGACACACAAAGUUCUUGCUUUGUUUGCACCAGAGGACUCGCUCACAGGAAGUAUUUGUAGCUCUUCUCUUACUCAGAGUUAUCAGCUGCCAGUGCUAGACACAAUGUUUGUAAGAAAGAAACAUCGUGGGAAAGACUUUGGGCUAAUCAUGUUGGAAGACUUCGUGGAUUCCUUUACUGAAGACACUCUUGGCCUACGAUACCCACUGUCAUCCUUCAUGUACAUAGCUUGUAAGCACUAUUUUGAGAAGUACCCUGGGGAUCAUGAACUUUUGUGGGAAGUGGAGGGAGCAGGACAUUGGUUUCAGAGAACACCUAUUACCACUGUAUUGCAAAGGGAAAAACUCAAAAUUGCAGGUAUGGAUAAAGAAAAUACAAGUUUCCAAGCAGAGGAUUAUUUUCGACAGUCUGCAGCAGAAUCUGAAGAAAGUGGACAAAAGACUGAGCUAGAAAUACAGCUAAGUGCUGACUCUCAAAAAGGUAAAGAAUCAAUAGAUGCCCAUGCAAGCACAUCUGAAGACCCUGACAUAACUCCCGUUUCCAUUCGGAUACGAAGCAGUCAUUUAAAACAUCCCAGGAUAGGAAAAAAUAGCCAGGAAUCUGAACCUGAAACUUCCAAAGGAAAUGAGGAAAAUGUUCUUCAUGUGUCAGAAAGCAGGCUAGAACUUCCUGCCCACACAUUUGAAAGCUCUGAAGACUUAGUAGAAGAACCUGAGGAGAAUGCUGUUGCGAAUGAUGAGGAAAUGAUUGUUGAAAAUAAGGACCGAUCUGUAUCAGAAAUGGAGUUACAUGCAUCACCCCCUGAGAAAUGGAGUGAGAAGGAGGAAACUCCAUCUGAACCUCUUAACGGUGAGGUAACAGAAGAAAUUGGUAAAAUUAUGGCUGAAGAGGAAACGGAAAAUGAAGUUCUAGGUGGUGAAUCAAAAUUGCAGUCUGAGAGUCAAGGAGAAGAACCCUUAACGCUGUUUGUUCCAUUAAUCCUUGAGUCUCCAGCAAAACCUUCGGAAGACACUGUAUCAGAGAAAGUUUUAAAUGCAAAUGAUUCAGAAGUGCUGACUGAAGAAAGCACAUCAGUAGAGGAGGGCACUGAAGAACACCACCAAGAAUCUGAAAAGAAGUUGUCAUCCACUGAAAAUGCAGCUGCUUCAGCACGGAAGGAAGAACCCUCUGACAGUGGCCUGCCCAACUCUAUGGUAAUUCAAGCAGCAGAAGAAUCUGUUUCUGAAAAUGUAUUGCCUAAAACAGCUUCCUCAGUGGAAGAUCAAAAUGAGGAAGCAGGGCAUGACUCACAGAAAGCCCCUGUUGCUUUGAGUCGGAGCUCUUUGAUAGUGGUUGAACUCGAGGGUGUUUCUUUUCAGCAGCCUUCUGGACAGGAAGUACAGAAGAACCAGUUGGAAGAACACUCAGAAGAGUCUGCUGAGCAGAUGGAUCAGUACACACAGACAGUGGCAGAGCGGGCUGCUGACAGCAGCUCUGAGGAAGCAGAAAUUGAGGUACCCAUUGUAGAUAGGAGAAACUUGCGAAGAAAGGCCAAAGGUUACAAAGGUCCACCCAAGAAAAAAGGAAAGCUGGCUUAA